AUGAUCCGCGAGAAGAGACUCCGCUACAAACUCUCUCUUCCUGAAGAAUCGAAAAUGAAGUUUUCUCUUGUCGCAUUCGCUCUCGCCUCGACCGCGUCGGCCAUCUGCCACAACUCCAUUGCCUGCCUCACUGGCGGCAACGAAAUGUGCAGCAAGGUGUGCGCCCGGCAGGGCAACCCCAGCGGCGGCCGCUGCGCGCCCCGUGACGGCUGCCCCGGCUACACCAUCUGCGCGUGCUACCCUAAGAAGAAGCGCGGCGACGAUGGCUAUGCCAUGGUUGAUGCCGAGGAGCAGCUGUGGGAGGAGGAAGUCAAGGCCGGCAUCGCGCCGUACGUCGACGGCGAGGAUCUUGAGAAGCGCGAGGUGCGCGAGGCGGCCGUUGAGGCGGCCCUCCGCGACAUCGCAGACAGCAGCGUCGAGGCCCGCGAGGAGGCUCCGCUCACGGCGCGCAGCUUCUGCUGCAGCCUGGUUCCGCCGGCGAGCGGCCUGUGCUGUGAUAACCACUGCACUUACAUUGGAAAGCCGGGUGGUCAGUGCCAGGACAAGGGCCACGGCGAUGUGUGCUACUGCAACUAG
This is a messenger RNA of Akanthomyces muscarius, 576 nucleotides long. RefSeq lists its product as uncharacterized. The record is from RefSeq and is a predicted model, not a curated record. The transcript is spliced from 3 exons. The coding region runs from base 1 to 576 and encodes 191 amino acids. NCBI's taxonomy places the organism in Eukaryota, Fungi, Ascomycota, Sordariomycetes, Hypocreales, Cordycipitaceae.